ACUGCCGCAUGUGGGCAGUGUGACAGUGGGCGAAGCAGCAGCAGUGAGGAGAGUGCAGUCUGCAGCUGAGCAGAGUGGUCCUUCAGACCCCUGUAAGGAUGGGAUGACGAUGCAGCAGCAGUGGGGAGGACAGACUGUCCGGGCGAGGAGGCACACAGGGGAAGGGCAACCCGCAGACACUGAGGCGAGGAGGCACACAGGGGAAGGACAACCCGCAGACACCCCACGUGACGGAGCGAGUGCGAGUGUAUACAGCAUGGAGAAGGAUGGGCACAGGCAUGGGGGCCUCCCUGCUCGAGAGUCCUCAUUCCUCCUCUAUCGCGCCCUCUCCCUGUCUCUAAGUCAGUGGACGGACAACCCAGGGACAGCACACAUGACUGAGCGAGUGCGAGUGUAUGCGGCAGGAAGAAGGAUGGGCACAGGCAUGGGGGCAACAGUGGAGGAGGCGAAGAGAGACGGAGCAGCCAAGGCACUGCUAGCAUGGGGUAAGGUGUGGUUUGGGGAGGGGGGGAGUGAGGAUGCGGAGGAAGGGAUGAAUUGA
Closterium sp. NIES-65 is the source of this 541-nucleotide messenger RNA. The record is from the annotation of a GenBank genome assembly. Lineage: Eukaryota; Viridiplantae; Streptophyta; Zygnematophyceae; Desmidiales; Closteriaceae.